UCGGUAUAAACGUAUCAUCAGUGCCGCUGAAUCUGUCGUGCAAAUCGGUCAAUGAAAAUUGUUCUGUUCCCGUUACUGUGCUCUCCUUACUGUUGCAUCACGCAUUGAAAAAUGGCGGAAGCCAAGCCAACGAACACCGCCGCAGGCGAAUCCGCGCCUCAUCUCGAAGUGAUCGACCGCGUGAAAAACAUUCCCGUGAUCCACUCGGCGAUCGAGAAAACGGGGUCCACGUACUCCUACUUGAAGGACUCCAAUCAUUUAAUUCAUUGGGCUCUGUCUCAAGCCGAGGCUGGUCUGAGUUAUGCGACUGCGACUGCCGCGCCGAUCACUGCACCGCUGGCGAAAAAAUUCGAAGGGCAAAUCUCGGCUGUUGACCAAAAAUUGUGCGAAGGUCUGAACAUCGUUGAACAGAAAGUUCCCAUGAUGAAACAGCCGCCGCAGCAGAUUUACGAUGCGGCAAAAGCAGUAAUGAGCAGUUCGUUGCAACCAACGAUCGACAAACUGCAUGCCGCAAAGGAAUCCGCCACGCAACAGGCUUCUACACUCAAAGAAGUUAGUAUAGCGAAGGCUAAUGAAUUGUUGAACACACAGUACGGUACUAUGGCUGUGCAAGGGGUGGACAACAGCAGUGUCCUCAUUAAUGGUUUAUUGGACCGUUAUUUCCCACCAGUUGGGGGAGAACAGAAUCCACCAGCCCCAGUAUCUGCUGACGAAAACAAAGUCCUGCAUGCAGUGCAAACAAUAGGUCAAUUAUCGACGAAGACGGCGAACCGUGUUUACCAUUCGGUAGCAGCACAGUUGAAGACAAUCAGCAAGGAGGAUGUGACGUCGUACAUCAACAGCGUUAUAUCCAUUCUUCACCUGACGCAUUUCUUGAGUUUAUCUGAGAAACAAAACGACGAAAAAGAAGAACAAGGUCCAACUUGCGAGAAGAAAGAGAAAAACUGAAAUAAUAGAACCUGUCCAGAAUGAUAGCUGUGACUUUUAUUUUUAUACGAAUUUCAUGCGAUUUUAAUAACCCGUUGUAACACGUCUCAACAUAUCAAUUUAACAAAUUUUUAUAUAACAUAUACUUAACGUAGCAAAUAAAAUUAUUUGACAACGCA
This is a messenger RNA of Megalopta genalis, 1106 nucleotides long. Its product is annotated as lipid storage droplets surface-binding protein 2. Gene Ontology annotation, biological process: positive regulation of triglyceride storage; lipid storage. The record is from RefSeq and is a predicted model, not a curated record. Gene Ontology annotation, cellular component: lipid droplet; cytosol. Lineage: Eukaryota; Metazoa; Arthropoda; Insecta; Hymenoptera; Halictidae.